GCUUUCGGGAUCUAGACACAAUACUAUACCAUAUGCGUACUACACGAUAUAGUGCAAUGUCCGAACUACCAUCAUCACAAUUCAAGCUCGUACCAGGAAGUCUCACCACGAAAAGCUAAUAUUAAGACAAAUUUUCCAAGUGGCAUGAUGUCAUAUCGAGGCUGGCUAGUAUUAUUUUGCUGUUUGUUAUCGAGUUACCAUGGUAACGCAUGGCAGGACACGUGCAUUAUCGGGUGUGCUUGUGCUGGAACGACAAUAGAGUGUCGAGGUCUGGAGCGAGAAACAUUCCCCGCGAACUUAGACCCAGACACGGAAGUCCUACGUAUCAGAGAUUCAAAAAUAUCCUAUAUUCAGAGAAACGCUCUGGCCAAAAUGCGUCGACUUCAGGUUCUGGAGAUAUAUUCCUCUGAGAUAAUCUACAUUCAGACUUGUGCUUUUGCAGGAAUUUCAAAUUUCACUUCCGUCACGUUUUCGAGAAAUAAUAUAACAAGCAUUGUUCAGAAUGCUUUUGCCGUCAUUGAAAAUGUACAAGAUCUAGUGUUCGAGGAUUCGGUGGUAGGUACCAUAGCUACACGAGCCUUCACCAAACUGCGUGACGUAAUGACUUUUCGUUUCACCAAUCUCACUGUCAACAAACUUGAGCGGGAAGCUGUAGAUGACGUUAGUGGCAUAAAGAAUUUCCAGAUCGAUUUCAAUAAAUUCGGUUAUGUCGGUCAAUCACCAUUGAACAAUUUAGCGAACGUCACAUUGAACAUGAGCGGGAACAUUUUCCCAAGCCAUUGUGGUGUGGCUGAUAUCUUCCCCGACACCACUCAGGAGACCAGCGUCUCUAUAUAUUUCCGGCACAACGUCAUCAAGCUAUGUGCAUGUAACAUGAGCCUUCUUGUCUUGCAUCCAGCACCAGUAGCCGAUAUGGACCAAAAUAUAUGUUCAGGGCCACCGGAAGUAGCUGGGAUUUUUUUCACUGAACUUUCCGAGACGCCAUUUUGUCGUGCUGCAGGGGCCAACAGAACGACACACUUGUGGUGUCCAGUGACGCGUCAGAUGCCUGUACAUCACAAUUGCCACGCAUUCGGAUCCCCUCUGAUCCCACUCGAGGAGGUCGAGGAUCCUAGAGUAGCUGAAGAUAAAAAUGGCAACAAUAUUGCCCCAAAUUUCCAGAGCAAUUUGUAUAUGUUUUCAAUUACAUUUACUUUGCUUUCUAUCUUUUCCUAUUGAGGUGACAUAGGAAGUCAAUAUCACACACUGGUGAAGUACUUCAUAAACUAACAAUUUCUGAAAAUCAUUAUUCACUUGGACCAUGUCUUUAUCUGUUUGUUAAGAUGAAUGAAUACUUAAUAAUUCUGUCUUUUAGUACCAAAUAAUUGCUAGCAUUGAUAGAAAAACAGAAGAUUAUUCCCCAUGAUUGUUGAUAUAGAUAGAUCAUUUUAACAUUUAUGAUGCUUCGAACACAUUACGAUAUGAUAUACGUCCCUAUGAAGGCCAUCGCGACAUGUUACAGCAGUGAGGUCGUUGACAUGUUUAAUAUAGAUGAUACAUAGCUCCAAGGACGCGCUUUCCCACAAAAGCAAUCCAUUCCAUGCAAUCAAAUAAAAUCCUUGCAAGCAACUAAAUCAAAACGUCAUUGAAAACAUGCAUGUAUGCACAGGCAACGACUAGUACUGAAUAUUCCUUGUGUUUAGGGAAAGCUUUGAUCCACGAAAUUGCUUUGGGAUGUUCGAAAAAGAUAGAUUUUAUUUCGUUAUCUGAGAUAUAGUCGUGGACAAAUUCAGUUGAUACAUGUAGUUAAAUGUGCAAUUCUGCCUUUUAUACCAAAGACAUACCCAGAGGUAUAUGUUCUUAUCGACCAUAGUAAAAUAUGUAUGUUAUUCUAUUUUUAUUUAAUGCUUGUGACCCAGCUUGGAAAUAACCAAGUACUGAAAUUUAUGUUCAUAAAAUGUCAAUGUGUUUAUGACGCAGUGUCUACGUCACUAUUUUUUUCUAUGUAUGAUUCAUGUAUUGUUUAAGUGUUAUUGUAAUGUUUAAUCCUGCACUUCAAAGCGCGCGGACGGACGGUCAAGGUCCACUUGCGGGGUAUAUUGUUUGUCUGUUGAAUCCGAAUUUCAAAUAUGUUUUAAUUCUGUUCAUUCCAUCGCUAAAAAGCACAUGCGAAGUGUGAGAUUUUAUUUUUUUACCCAAUGAAUCGGUGUAUGUACCCCACAAGGAUGUUGAGUGAGUACUCCUGUCCAUCCGUCCGUCACACUUACAUUGUAUGAACCAUUUAGGACAUUUUCGUCCUAUAUACUGGUGGAUAUUUUACAUGGAAUAAAAAACGCAGCUAUGAAAGAAUUUGUUUUCUAA
Molecule: messenger RNA, 2340 nt
Organism: Pecten maximus
Lineage: Eukaryota; Metazoa; Mollusca; Bivalvia; Pectinida; Pectinidae
Product: slit homolog 2 protein-like
Exons: 2
Coding region: 145-1218 (357 amino acids)
Source: RefSeq, a predicted model, not a curated record